GAGUGAAAAUGACGCGUUACGUAGUCUUCUUUUUCCCGGAAGCGCUUCUCCGAUAACGGAGCCCCCUUGAUCGGACAGACUCGGAGCAGAGAAGUGUUUUCUUUUUCCCUGAAACUCUCCAAAGUCCAAGGUUGCAUAGAUUUCUCCUUAUAACCGUUAGUGGGGGAAAUGAUGCAGCUUUGGUAGCAAGCCUAGCACAAUCACUUCUUUUUGGACGCUGUUUUGGAGCAUGUUUAAUAGAUCUGAGGUACAAGUCUAGUAAUUUCCUUUGCUGAUGGAGUCAUUGUGGAAGCUAUUGUAUCUGUUGGAACCAGCCCCAGUUACGCUCAUUUUAACAGCGAUAGCUGUAACAUUUGGAGCUGCUUUUCGAGCCUUAAAUUAUGGGAAAGAAAUGGAGCGCAAUCGCGAUUUAUUGGAAGCGUCGAUUACUUUGGACAGGUCCCAGGCGCUCAUGAUUCCAAUCAUGAGCUCUUGCAGCUUGCUUCUGAUGUUCUACCUGUUCUCUUCUGUAUCCCAACUGCUCACUGCCUUUACUGCUGUAGCAUCUGUCUCAUCCCUUUUCUUCUGUCUUUCUCCCUACGUGACCUAUGUGAAGUCCCAAUUUGGCUUGGCUGACCCGUUCAUGUCACGGUGCUGUUCAAAGUCGAUUACAAGAAUCCAGGGGCUUUUGUUAUUGGUAUGCAUCAGUACUGUUGUUGCUUGGCUUAUUUCGGGGCACUGGAUUUUGAACAAUUUGCUGGGCAUUUCUAUUUGUAUUGCAUUUGUGAGCCAUGUGCGACUACCAAAUAUCAAGAUUUGUGCCAUGCUCCUUGUUUGUCUAUUUGUGUACGACAUUUUCUGGGUCUUUUACUCUGAGAGAUUCUUUGGAGCAAAUGUCAUGGUAUCUGUGGCCACACAACAAGCUUCAAAUCCUGUUCAUACAGUCGCCAACAGUUUAAGCCUUCCUGGGCUACAAUUGAUUACAAAGAAAUUGGAGUUGCCUGUGAAGAUUAUGUUCCCCCGGAACUUGCUGGGUGGAGUAGUCCCUGGAGGAAGUUCUGCAGACUAUAUGAUGCUAGGUCUUGGGGACAUGGCUAUUCCUGCGAUGCUUUUGGCACUAGUUCUCUGUUUUGAUUAUCGGAAAAGCAGGGAUAUAGUCAAUUUAUUGGAACUGCACUCUUCUAAGGAAAACAAGUACAUAUGGUAUGCCCUUCCUGGAUAUGCCAUUGGACUCAUAGCUGCCUUAGCAGCUGGAGUUUUGACCCAUUCACCUCAGCCUGCCCUCCUCUAUUUGGUGCCUUCCACACUUGGGCCGGUCAUUCUCAUUUCUUGGUCAAGGAAAGAGUUAGCAGAAUUGUGGGAAGGUCCUACACCAAGCAUGAGUGAUAAAGGGCGCUCAGAAGAGGUGUGAGUUGCCGAAGUUGUAAAGUUAUUUGAAAGGUUAAUCACUAUGCUUAUCAGUUAUCGUAAGCUAAAACAUCAAUCUGAGUUAAUGACUUCUUUCCGCCAAAGUGUUACUUAUCAAUUUUUUUUGUAGAAAAUGAUAGGAGAUAACAUCCAUUAGUUGA
Eucalyptus grandis is the source of this 1547-nucleotide messenger RNA. RefSeq names its product signal peptide peptidase-like 1. The transcript has 4 exons. The record is from RefSeq and is a predicted model, not a curated record. Gene Ontology annotation, cellular component: lumenal side of endoplasmic reticulum membrane; Golgi-associated vesicle membrane; cytoplasmic side of endoplasmic reticulum membrane. The coding region runs from base 275 to 1390 and encodes 371 amino acids. Gene Ontology annotation, molecular function: aspartic endopeptidase activity, intramembrane cleaving. Gene Ontology annotation, biological process: membrane protein proteolysis. Lineage: Eukaryota; Viridiplantae; Streptophyta; Magnoliopsida; Myrtales; Myrtaceae.